AUGGAGGACCAUCAGCAGGGAAGUUCUCCAUGGCUGCAUGGCACCGGGACCCCAGGGGGCACGGAGCGAAGGGGCACCGGGACCCCAGGGGACACGGAGCAAAGGGGCACCGGGACCCCAGGGGGCACGGAGCGAAGGGGCACCGGGACCCCAGGGGGCACAGAGCGAAGGGGCACCGGCACCCCAGGGGACACGGAGCAAAGGGGCACCGGCACCCCAGGGGGCACAGAGCGAAGGGGCACCGGCACCCCAGGGGGCACGGAGCGAAGGGGCACCGGCACCCCAGGGGGCACGGAGCGAAGGGGCACCGGGACCCCAGGGGGCACGGAGCGAAGGGGCACCGGCACCCCAGGGGGCACGGAGCGAAGGGGCACCGGGACCCCAGGGGGCACGGAGCGAAGGGGCACCGGCACCCCAGGGAGCACGGAGCGAAGGGGCACCGGCACCCCAGGGAGCACGGAGCGAAGGGGCACCCCAGGGGGCACGGAGCGAAGGGGCACCGGGACCCCAGGGGGCACGGAGCGAAGGGGCACCGGCACCCCAGGGAGCACGGAGCGAAGGGGCACCGGGACCCCAGGGAGCACGGAGCGAAGGGGCACCCCAGGGGGCACGGAGCGAAGGGGCACCGGGACCCCAGGGGGCACGGAGCGAAGGGGCACCGGCACCCCAGGGAGCACGGAGCGAAGGGGCACCGGGACCCCAGGGGGCACGGAGCGAAGGGGCACCGGGACCCCAGGGUCAGGGAACAAGGGCUCUGUGGGCACCCAGGGGGCAUCCAAGGAGGGCAGCUGA
Molecule: messenger RNA, 792 nt
Organism: Dryobates pubescens (Downy woodpecker)
Lineage: Eukaryota; Metazoa; Chordata; Aves; Piciformes; Picidae
Product: S-antigen protein-like
Exons: 2
Coding region: 1-792 (263 amino acids)
Source: RefSeq, a predicted model, not a curated record